This is a messenger RNA of Cottoperca gobio, 826 nucleotides long. RefSeq names its product alcohol dehydrogenase iron containing 1 (gene adhfe1). The annotation marks the transcript as partial. The transcript is spliced from 8 exons. Gene Ontology annotation, cellular component: mitochondrion. Lineage: Eukaryota; Metazoa; Chordata; Actinopteri; Perciformes; Bovichtidae. Gene Ontology annotation, molecular function: metal ion binding; alcohol dehydrogenase (NAD+) activity. The record is from RefSeq and is a predicted model, not a curated record.
AUGACUUGUAAUGUGAUUUUUAAAGACGCCAUCACGUUUGCUAAAAACUACUCGUUCGACGUGUUCGUUGCGGUGGGCGGCGGCUCCGUGAUUGACACCUGCAAAGCAGCCAACCUGUACGCAUGUCACCCUGACGCCGACUUCCUGGACUUCGUCAACGCUCCAAUCGGGAAAGGGAAGCCGAUCACCGGAGCGCUGAAGCCGCUCAUCGCAGUUCCUACGACUGCAGGCACCGGCAGCGAGACCACCGGAGUCGCCAUCUUUGACUAUGAGCCUCUGAAAGCCAAAACGGGUAUCGCCAGCAGAGCCAUCAGACCAACUCUGGGCAUCGUGGACCCGACGCACACACUGAGCAUGCCCGAGAGAGUCGCCGCCAACAGCGGCUUCGACGUCCUCUGUCAUGCUCUGGAGUCAUACACCGCUCUGCCCUACAACCAGCGGAGCCCCUGCCCCCCCAACCCCAUCAACCGGCCCGCCUACCAGGGCAGCAACCCCAUCAGUGACGUCUGGUCCCUCCACGCCCUCAAUGUGGUCGCCAAAUACAUGAAACGAGCGGUGCGGGACCCCGAGGAUCUGGAGGCUCGGUCCAGCAUGCACCUGGCCAGCGUGUUUGCCGGCAUCGGCUUCGGAAACGCCGGAGUUCAUCUGUGCCAUGGGAUGUCGUAUCCGAUCGCUGGUAACGUGAAGACUCAUUCAGCGAAGGGUUACAGUGUGGAUCACGCUCUGGUGCCUCACGGCCUCUCAGUGGUCCUCACGUCUCCGGCCGUCUUCAACUUCACAGCCCCGAUGUGUCCGGAGCGUCACCUAGAGGCUGCAGAGAUCCUCG